UUAGCUACAAGGACUGGCCUCAUCGUCCGUGCAGUGUCCGUCUUUCCUCUUCAGUCCACCCACCGAUUACUUGCUUGAACCAAGACUCAGAAUGCCGACCACUGUCACCAUCAACAACCUCUACAUCAAUGGAGGGGCCGCACUCAUCAUGAGCUUCGAUAAGGGGACGCUGAGGAUCGGGGGAAUCCAGCCUACUACCAUCGCUGAGCCUCGCAAAGCGCGCCGUGCACGACGUCAGUCUGGCUACCAACAGGAUGGAUCAUGCCCAGAGAGAGCCAUACAGAUCGACACAGACGAAGUUCAGCCUGUACAGAGGAGGCAGAGAGCUCCACCCGUAGGACGCUCUGGACUGGGAAGAGGUCUAUCGACGGUGUCAUCCGCCCCUCGAAGCGUUCGACCACGUCUGACGGCCACCACGGCACCCGGUAGUCCUCAGCGCGCUCAUACAACAGCUACCACUUCCCGUGAGCACACUGCCCAGGAUCUCUUGCCACCCUCUUCAGUUCCUCAAGCCGGGUCCUCUCGUGACUUGCACGAGCCCAGCACUUAUGACCAUGACCAUGUAGAAGCGAAUGCCACUCAAGCCACUAUCCGAGAGCUCGGCGAGGAAGACGAGAACGAAAUGGCAGAUAACGACUACUCUAGCUCCGGCCAGGAUGACGACCAGCCGUGUGAUGAUAUGACGUGCCCUUGCAAGAGAGGGGCAGAAGACCAGAAUGCCUUGAAAGAUGAAGAAGAUAAGGGUUCUCGCCGUACUAACGGCCAGUAAAGGCCAAGUCUCAGAUCAGAAUAACGAUAAUGGACAGCAAGGCGCAAGAUCGCUUCACAGGAAGGAAAGCAAAAGGUGCAGAAUAACAUCUCCUCUGCAUCAGGCUCGUCAGUCGCUCGCACUACCACAAGUAAUUUUCAAGGCCCCUGUCGCCUUCACAUCCAGCCCUCGGUGUACCCACUGACUUCGCUCUAGGCGUGGCGGGUGACUGUUUGGCGAUCUCCU
Microstroma glucosiphilum is the source of this 994-nucleotide messenger RNA. RefSeq lists its product as hypothetical. The transcript has a single exon. Bases 92 to 769 code for a protein of 225 amino acids. NCBI's taxonomy places the organism in Eukaryota, Fungi, Basidiomycota, Exobasidiomycetes, Microstromatales, Microstromataceae. The record is from RefSeq and is a predicted model, not a curated record.